ACAAUAACCGCAGUAACUGCAUAACUAAAAAAAAAAAAAAUCAAUUUCAAAUCAUUCUCUCUCUCUAAACACCAUCUUCUUCAUUUCUCUAGAGUUUCUCUCUCAUCAAACCCAACAAAUCACAACAAAAUCAUACUCCAAAAUUGCUUCAAAUGUCUGAUAUUCGAGAAGAAAUUAAACAAUCACAACAAAAAGAGUAAGUAAUUUCGUUAGUUUUGUUCAUUUUUUGAGAUUGUAGUGCAAUUUUAUGUGUGAAACCUUAAUUUUGUUCAUUUUGUUGCGAUUGUAGUGCGAUUUUGCAAAAAACCACUACAGAGAAGAACAUGCAAGAAGAAACUGCAAAAUCGGAGCAAAAUGUAUCUAAAGAUAUGAUUUUGGAGAAGAAUACUUCAGAGACGAGUAAUUUGUUGAAAAUUUCUGAAGAAAUGUGUGAACCCUAACUUUUGUAAAACCUAAUUUGUUCAUAUUCUUGCGAUGAAAAUUAUAGAGCGAAUUUAUUUGUAAAACCUAAUUUUUGUUAAAAUUUUUUGCGAUUGUAGUAAUUGUUCUAAGAUUUUACAGAAAAUAACCAAAACAUUAACAAUUUAUUAAAUAAAACAGAGACGACGAUGAUGAUGUACCUCUUCAGUCAAGAGUAGACAAAUUGAAAAAAAACCGCCAAAAUGAUCCAAUUGUAGAUCCGGAUUUUAAAAGAUAUUGACAAGUCAAUUGGUACGGAUUUAACAAUGUCUCCACUACCAAGUGAACAAAGUGAGAACAUUCCUGCUACUAAUGCAACAACUAAGAGUGUGUCUGCUACACAUAACACAACUGACAAAGAGAGUAGGGAUGAAAGCAAGCAAAAAGAAGUUCAACCAAAAGUGCAAAGCAAUCCAGUAAAGAAUAGUCUUGGCCAAAAGAAGUACAAAGAAUCGACAAUCCGAAUUAUGAGAAAUCUCAAAAGAAUGGAAAAGGCAAGCAAGGAAAUCAGGAAAGGUGAAGCAAAAAAGAAAGAAAAAGGGCCAAUAGAAGAGAAAACUGUGGAAAAAGAAGGACAAGAAGGAAAAAAAGGGACUGAAAAAGAGAAAAGCCCUAAAGACAAAACUGUGGAAGAUGUCUUUCCAAAGACAACAAAUGUAGAAGAAGGACAAGAGGGAAAAAAAGAGCCUGAAAAGGAGAAAAUCCCUAAAGAGAAAACAGUGGAAGAUGAGUCUACAAAGACAACAGAUCCAAAAGCACAAAUUGCACCUGAUUUUGUUCAAAUUGAGGAUGAAACUUAUCUUCUAGAUCAAGAUGAUGAUAAAGUUUCCACAAAACUUAGUGAGGAGACAGCUCCAUCAUCACAAAAAAGUGAUCAGUCAACCAAAAUGAAAACAAGAUACAAAAUGGUUGCAAGGAAAAACAAAAACAAAAGCCUUGUUGUUGUGCCAAGUGGUAGAAUUACAAGGAGCCAAGAUGUUCUGUUAGAUGAAUCUGAAAAGGGAAGCCUGAAGAAGGAUGUUGAACCUGCUAAAGAAACCGCAAAAAUAGGACAGAAGAGAAGAAUGUCUACAAGGACUUUUCCUAUUCAAAAGGAAGCUGAUGCACCACCUCCAGCACCUACUCCAAUAAAAAAAAAUGGCAGGUGCUCCUGCUGAAUAUCCUCCAGACCAAGGCAAAAAGGGUGGGAAAAAGAAAACUCCAGAAGAAGUGAAGAAAACUUCUAAGGUUGCUGGCAAAAGAAAAGCAGAUGUCAGUCCUGCCAAGAGAAUGCUGGAAAGAGAAAAAAAAUACAAGAAGUACCAUCAGAUGAACCCUCUCAAGAUCCUACUUGAUUAGGGGA
Molecule: messenger RNA, 1801 nt
Organism: Chenopodium quinoa (quinoa)
Lineage: Eukaryota; Viridiplantae; Streptophyta; Magnoliopsida; Caryophyllales; Amaranthaceae
Product: neurofilament heavy polypeptide-like
Exons: 12
Coding region: 726-1616 (296 amino acids)
Source: RefSeq, a predicted model, not a curated record